AGAUGGGGCACCGCAGGGAUCUCUUUUCUACAGCCACAUCAAGGCAGCAGAAGAGGCAUGAGUAGUACCGCGGAGCAGAGGAAAAGAGGCUCACCUGCUUCACCUCCUGCCCCAUCCACAGCAGGGCUGGGAUGGCCCUUGGGGCUCCCAGAUCACUCCCUAUGCUGUCAUCGUCAGUGGCUCCUCUCUCAAGCUCCAGCUCCCAGAGUCAGGCUGCCAAACCAUACUGUACUUUAACAAACCUCCACAGCCCUGCUUUGGCAGACCCCUUGGAAACGUGACUUGUAGCAGCUGGUGGGGCAGAUGAGGAAAGCAAAAGCUCUUGUUAUUGAAUCCCUCAGUGCGAUGGGAGAGGCUUUGCAGGAGCGCAGAGGAGCCUCCCUGCUGCCCAAGAGCUGCUGCAGCCACCAGGGAAUCCCCAGCAGCCUUGCUGAGUGCAAGAAGACCCUCACCACCACCACGCCGGCAGCCAGCAUUGCCCAGGCUUUCUUUUGCCUCCUGCUGUGUGUCCCCUGGGGCAGCUCCUGCCCCCCCAGCUGCCAGUGCACGGAGCGGGCAGGGGCCAAGGCUGUCCUCUGCAGCUCCCGGCACUUGGAGGAGAUUCCCAAGGACAUCCCCAGAGAUGCGGUGUUCCUCAAGCUGGAUGCUAACAGCAUCACCAGGAUCCCCAGCAACGCCUUCAGGCACCUCUCGCACCUGGAAGAGCUCGACCUCUCCAGGAACGCCAUUGAGAAGAUCGACCAGGCGGCGUUCAGAGGGGUAGCAGCUGGGCUGCGCACCCUCGACCUCUCCAGCAACCGCAUCCGCAGCAUUCCCAAGGAGGCCUUGCUGGCACUCAACGCCAAGCUCCGGCUGGCCAACAACCCCUGGCACUGCGAGUGCGCCUUGCAGGAGGUGUUGUGGGAGGCACGGCUGGACCCCGACUCUGUCCAGGACAUCACCUGCCACACAGCUCCGCGGGAGGAGUACGUGGGCAAGUCGCUGCUCCAGGUGCUGGACGCCGGUGUUAACUUCUGCAGCGUGCACCAGAGGACCACGGACGUGGCCAUGUUCAUCACCAUGUUUGGCUGGUUCGCCAUGGUCAUCGUCUACAUCAUCUGCUACGUCCGGCACAACCGGGAGGACACCUGCAAGCACGUGGAUUACCUGAGGCCACUGCCAAGCACCCAGCUCCAUGCAGAGACCACCAGCACUGCUCUCUAGUGCAGGACUAGGAUGCUCUCGUCCCAGCUUCUUUGCAGGGAGCCAGUGGCAAGCUGGUGGGUCUCAAAGCGUCUGUCUGGGACAUCCCAGUGCUUGUUCCAGUUCUGCAAAUGAGUGCCACCGACUUUGCUCCUCCCCACUGACUUUGCUGGACUGAGUGGGAGCAAACACCAUGGAGAGGGAUGCUGGGGACACCCCACAUCGACUUCUUUGUAGAGCCCAGGUUCCCAGAAAGAAAUGUCCCCAUGCAGAUCCCUUCUCCCCUGCCAGAGCUGGCUCACAGUGACAGCAGCCCCAGCCACCUGCAUGCGGUCCACAUGGUUGGAGACAAGACUUUGGGGGAACACAGGUGAGGGUGAAGGCUUCUGUGGGGCCAGGGAGGUUCCUGGAGCCUGGAGUGCAGAGGUACAGGUGGCUCUGUGCAGUGGGGUCACCACGGCCUGGCUCAGUGAAGGACCAGCUUUGCAGACAGCAGGACAUGUGCCCCAGUCCCACUGUGGAGCAACCUCUGCCUGCCACCAGCAACCCUACUCAUCUCCCAAAUCUUUGAUGUCUCAAUAAAGCCCUGCAUGCAGGAAAAGC
Molecule: messenger RNA, 1785 nt
Organism: Pogoniulus pusillus (Red-fronted tinkerbird)
Lineage: Eukaryota; Metazoa; Chordata; Aves; Piciformes; Lybiidae
Product: leucine-rich repeat-containing protein 3-like
Exons: 3
Coding region: 304-1203 (299 amino acids)
Cellular component (GO): plasma membrane
Molecular function (GO): protein binding
Source: RefSeq, a predicted model, not a curated record